GCACCUUCACCCAAAUAAGGCGUACUACAGAUUUAUAACUUUGACUUCUCAAAGCUAAAAACUUAUAUUUUUUUACAAUUUAAAAGUGCGGGCUUAUUUAUAGUAACAUCUAAACAGCUGGCAGUCCUAUAAUAAUGAUCGCGUGAAUUCUUCACGAGUGCGAAGUUUAGAAAGUGCAAAGCGUGUAUUCGUUCGGCUUUCCUCCAGCUUCAUUCAUUCAUUCAUUCAGGAUUCAGGAUUCAGUCUGGUUUCCUUCCACUCAGGAGGGAAGGUGGAGGAUCGUGUAGAGAAUUAAGUGCGCACCACAUGUGUUCCUGUUUCUUUACCUGGAUGGAUUUACUUUCUUGAAGAUUCCUCUCAUGAUGAUGAUGCCAGCAGGAUGGUGGUGAUGGCUCCAGAGAUGUGAAGUAAAAUGGUGCGCUGUAAAAAAACUAGAGGAAUUGUCUGAGCAGACGUUUGUCACUGUCAUUCUGAGGACACCUGGCGAUGGAUGCCGGUGGUGAAUGUUCAGAACUUUGCUGAUUCUGACUGGAUACCGGAACAGGAAACUGAACAGACGACUUCCUUCCAUACCCCCCGACACCAGAGAAGUUGUAAUGUUUUCCCCCCUCGUGGGGGGCACACGAAUCACGAAUUUGCUCUCUUUACAUCAACUGGGACUUGAUUCAGAAUUCUGCUAGUUGUGCAGAACAAGAGAAGCUAUUCAGGACAUUUUUUUUUGUUUUGGUGUGUGUGUGGUUUUUUAUCUCCAAAAAGGACGUAUUUAUGGAUUACUUUUCAAGAGGAGAUCAAUCGUUGAGCUGGAGCAGCAAAUUGGUACCCCUAACAUUAACAAGUUACAGUAAGUGCACGUCGGUGCACAUCUCCAAACGUUCGUUGAUGAACGCGUGGAAAACCACGGUGUAGUAGAUCUAGAUCUAGUGUGGAAUUAUUAGAGAGUAGGCCUAGAUCUAGCAGACACUCGACUACACGCCGGCUGGGGCCUACGACCCGCCCCGCUACCCUACCAUAGGCCUACCCUACCCUACCCUAGCCUGCCCCAUCCCAUCAUGCUUUGCGGGCUGAGCCGGAAGCUGGCGCAGUCGUUCUCCCGCGCCUCGCGCAGGGAGGGCGAGCGGCGCGAGAAGAGGCAGCAGCGGAAGAGGCUGUCUCGCUCCCUGGAGAGUCUCGACUUGGAGAUAUCCGGAGAGUUCUCCACCGUCACUGUCUAUGAGGAGAAGAUCGAGCAGGGCGCGACAAGCCACACAGAGAUGAUGUCCGGCCACCACAACUGGUACGCCUGCUCACACGCGCGCCCCACCUACUGCAACGUGUGUCGUGAGGCGCUCCCCGGCGUCACAUCGCACGGACUCUCCUGCGAAGUGUGCAAAUUCAAGGCCCACAAACGCUGUGCGGUGCGGGCACCCACCAACUGCAAAUGGACAGCCUUAGCUUCUAUAGGGAAGGACAUCUUAGAGGACGAGGAUGGGAUCUCCAUGCCACACCAGUGGAUGGAGGGCAACCUGCCGGUGAGCGCCAAGUGCAGCGUGUGUGACAAGACGUGCGGCAGUGUGCUCCGCCUACAGGACUGGCGGUGCUUGUGGUGCCGGGCCAUGGUUCACGCGUCGUGCAAGGAGCAGCUGAGCAAGAAGUGCCCCCUGGGUCAGUGCCGUGUGUCCAUCCUCCCGCCCACCGCCAUCUCCACCAUCGACAGUGACGGCUACUGGGAGGGCACCCGGCCCCACGGCACCUCCCCCCUCCUCGUCUACGUCAACACCAAAAGUGGCGACAAUCAGGUUAAAACUUUUCCAACGAUUUGACUCAUUCCGUAUAUUGAUAUGUGGUGGAGACGGCAGUGUGGGCUGGGUACUCACGGAAAUCGAUAAACUUGACCUGCAUCGACAGUGUCAGAUCGGCGUGCUGCCUUUUGGUACGGGCAAUGACCUUGCGCGCGUCCUUGGCUGGGGCUCGGCCUUUGAUGACGACACACAACUUCCGGCAGCCUUGGAGAGAUUGGAGCAGGCGCAGAUCAAGAUGCUGGACCGAAUGAUGCAAUGUCUCAGUAUGAAGACAGCAUGGCCAACCAUUUGACCAAAAUUUUACAAUGUGAAGAUCACCAAGUGGUCAUAUCAUCAGCAAAGGUGCUAUGUGAGACAGUGAAAGCCUUUGUGGACCGAGUGAGCAAGUCGCAUGACCUGAGAGGGGAAGGAGAGAAGGAGGAAGAUGCGGGGAUGGGCAUGCAGUUCGACGUCCUCAACGAGAAGCUGCAGAGUCUGCUCAACACUCUGCACAAAGAGGCGGAGGAGUCAAAGAAUAUAGAGGAGAAGAACGAGAAGCAUGAGUUUGAGGAGAAGGAAGUGAUGGCGGUGGUUGAACCAAUCAGAGCGGAGCCUGUGGAGAACAACGGUGCCGCCCCGUGCCCAGUUCCCUCGGCUCCCAUCAAGCCGCGCCUGGCGUUCAAGUCCCGCGAAGCUCUCAUGUCACGAGCCAAUAGCCUGAAGAAAGCCGUGCGACAGAUCAUCGAACACACUGAGAGAGACCCGUCACGGUCCCCUCUGGGCCCGGCAUCGCGGCGCAUCAGCAGCAUGAGCACCUUCAACCGCUCGGCCAGCGUGGACUCCAAGCUGGGCUCGUCCGUGUCGAAGCCCAAGGAGGAGGACCAGCAACUGCUGCCCGUCAUGCCCAAUAUACGGCUGCCCUUUGUGCAGCCUGCCGUUCUGCCAGGAAUCAGCAGCAGCAUCGCCAAGAACCUCGCGGGCGGAGGUUUCAUCAGCAAAGUGUUGCUGGCAAAUGCUGACGCUCUGUGUGCUGCUGCCUCGCCUUUGCUGGAGCAAGACAUUCCAUUAGAAUCGUACCAAGAGAAGUGUGUGAUGAACAACUACUUUGGGAUCGGCCUCGACGCCAAGAUUGCGCUAGAGUUCCAGCAGAAGAGGGAGGAACACCCAGAGAAGUGCAGGAGUCGGACCAAGAAUCUGAUGUGGUACGGAGUGUUAGGCGGGAAGGAGAUGUUCAACCAGACGUUCAAGAACCUUGACCAGCGGGUGUUGCUGGAGUGCGACGGUCAGCGGAUCCCCCUCCCCUCCCUGCGGGGCAUCGUCAUACUCAACAUUCCCAGUUACAGCGGAGGAGCCAAUUUUUGGGGUGGAUCCAAGCAAGAUGAGAACUUUUCCGCCCCAAGUUUUGAUGACCGUAUCCUGGAGGUGGUGGCCGUCUUUGGUGGUAUGCAAAUCGCAAUGUCAAGGGUCAUUGAUCUCCAGCAUCACAGAAUAGCCCAGUGUCGAACGGUCAAGGUCACUAUCCUGGGAGACGAGGGCGUGCCGGUGCAGGUGGACGGAGAGGCCUGGGUCCAACCCCCGGGCUACGUGAGGAUUGUACACAAGAACAGGGCCCAAAUGCUGAUUAGAGACAGGACGUUUGAGAAUGUGCUCAAGUCGUGGUCGGAGAAGCAGAAAACGGAGCGCCCCCUCAGCCCCCAGGCUCUCCAGCUAACGGAGGACGAGACCCAGGUGCUGCUCAACUUUGUGGAGGCCACGUCCUCCGUCAUACGCAGUGUGAAGGUGGCGGCUAAAUCGCACAGCUCUGUGGAAAGCGACUUGAUUCCCAUCGCACAACAGACUUCCCAGUGUGUGGACAGACUCUACCCAGUGGGGAAACUUGCCGAGAUGGAUUCUAGUGACAGCGAGACAUAUCAGCAGCCAACGCUGAGGAGCCAGGUUGUGGACCUGAUACAGACUGUGAGGAUCUUAUACCAUGAAGCCAGCAUCUUCCUCACAGAGAAAGCUACCUCUGCACUGCUGUCCCCGGGUCUGGAGGACCGGCUGACCUCAUCACUGAUCACCCUAGAGCAGGAGAUGAAACGCAUCAUCGAGGUCAUCGGCCUGGUCAACCUAGAGCCCAUGGAUGAGGUGAGCUUACUAGAACAUCAAAAACGAAAGCAGGGCCGGCUAAAACAGGUCUACACGAGGCUCAAGGGGGGGAAGGGACGAGAGAAACCGAGAAGCGCACUGCCACCUGCUUUUGAAAUACGGAGCUGGACUUUGGAAGAGGUUGGUCAGUGGCUGGAGAGCUUGUCAUUGGGCGAAUACAGACAGAGCUUCCUGUCACAUGAGAUAACAGGGGCGGAGCUACUGAACUUGGAGAGGCGGGACCUCAAGGACCUGGGUGUGACCAAAGUGGGUCACCUGAAGCGUAUCCAGCAGGGGAUCAAAGAGCUCCACCACCGAGAGGCGGCCUACGACCGGCCCAGCUCUUGACCCUGCGACCCCGACAUCUCGGGGACUCCACCGCCAUCUCCAUGACAACAACAACAAGUCUCUAGACAAGACAAGACCAGCCUCUUCUGUGUUAAGCCGUUUUCGCUUCUGUUGUGGUCCAGAGAGAUUCUGGAAAAGCAGUGAAAGUUGGUUUGGGUUUGAGUUUUUAUUGCGAACAGAGAAAUGGGAACGCGGAGAAUACUGGCUUUAUAGUUUUUGAGGGGACAAGGAGAAAAGACGAGAAAAAAAAAAAGGAGUGAUUGCGGCAGUCUCUUUAUCUGUCUUUGCCGUACUUUUUGCUUCUGAGAAGCGACACAACG
Aplysia californica (California sea hare) is the source of this 4552-nucleotide messenger RNA. RefSeq names its product diacylglycerol kinase delta. Gene Ontology annotation, molecular function: ATP-dependent diacylglycerol kinase activity; protein binding. Gene Ontology annotation, biological process: lipid phosphorylation; diacylglycerol metabolic process; intracellular signal transduction. The record is from RefSeq and is a predicted model, not a curated record. NCBI's taxonomy places the organism in Eukaryota, Metazoa, Mollusca, Gastropoda, Aplysiida, Aplysiidae.